This is a messenger RNA of Colletotrichum truncatum, 2856 nucleotides long. RefSeq lists its product as uncharacterized. The record is from RefSeq and is a predicted model, not a curated record. Lineage: Eukaryota; Fungi; Ascomycota; Sordariomycetes; Glomerellales; Glomerellaceae.
AUGUCAGUGCCUUCGUCUGCCGGAGACCAUUCCUCUUCGAUCUUGCCGUCGAACGAGAAUAUGUCCGAAGAUAUAGGACAUCAAGACCCUGGCGAUGCAAGUGGUCUCAACGCCGACCUUCUCACGGGGCAAAAUACAUUUUCACAACUUAUGACGCCUUCAGCAUCUCCCAAUGAUUAUUUUGAUUCGGUCAACGGAGGUCUUGAUUUGAGCCGCUUGACUAUCAAUUCCUAUGAGAACGAGGUGCCAGCCCAGCACUACGAUCCUGAUCGGGAUGAGGUCGAGUCACAAGAUGGAGCGGGUUCGAAUGAUGAUAUGAACGAACCCGAUGAAAAUGUCGUUGAUGGAGAAGCAUAUUUAGGCAAUCAGAACGUCCAAUAUGGCUUUGAGCAAGAUGAAGAAAGUCAUGCACCAGAAGACGUAUCGAUGAUGGAUGAUUCCGAAGACCAGAACUCUGACGAAGAGUCUUCGAUAGAUCUUGACCAUAUCGGCUGCAAUGAUGAGUGCCAACAGAAUCUUCAACGAAGGUAUGAACAAUUUAAUCAGCGAAUCCAAGAGCUUCAAAAUCAAGUGCGGAGUUUAAACAAUGCUUGCAACCAGAAGGAUGCAAGAAUCCAGGCUCUGCAAGCCGAAAUACAGAGGAAGGCUCUGGGCCAAAGCAAGACCAUUAGAAGGUGGCCAACCGAACUUCGCCGUCACUUGGAGAAUCAUCCACAGGCACUAACAUACAACAAAAUAUACGCGCUAUGCUGCAAAGAGGAGAAUAUGAGUUGCAAGACCCUUGUCGUCCAUCCCAAUCUUCGGCUUCGAAGACCAACCAGCGCAGAGACUGAGGCCGCCAUCUCACAUGCUUUUCUUGCUAGUGAUUCAGAGAGCGAAGCUGACGAAGCAGAGGGCCAUCAGAACGGUGAGAGACCCGUGGAUCACUCUCCCAAGCCAGACGAGAUCUUUGUUCGAGAGCAAGAACCCAACCAGCAUAGGCAAAAGUCAGUGGGAUAUCAGCUUAGCGGGGACUCGCAUCAACCUUCCAACCAUUUUGCAUUCCAACAGCUUCCAGUCAAUAUCCGAGUCAACAUUCUUAAGUUUACACUCGUCCAGGAGGACAAAUUGAUUCACUGCAUUUCCCGCCUCGACCCAUUUAUAUGCCCAGAAAGCCCUAUCGAACCUGAUGCCAGGAAAAGCGGAUUACUGCAUCGAUUCCAUCUCUCAGGAGCGUCCUGCAAUGUAUCUUGCGCCAUUAAACCAAACGAGCAUCUUCGCGUUCUUUUGGUGUGCAAGGAAUGGUGCUUCUUAGGUGUACAUGUGUUUUAUGGCCUCAAUACCUUUGCCUUCUCAAGCCUUGGAGAGUUUUCUAGUUUUUGCACCGGUAUUGGACAGGCUCGCAGAGAGAGAAUUCAACACAUUGAGAUGUUGUGGGUUGGUAACCAGCAUCUUACCUUUCCGCGCAUCUAUAAAGGGAAUUCUACUCAGCCAAAGUAUACAUCCCGAAGAACUUGGGCCUGUUCGCUGCUUUGUGAAAUGCCCCAGCUCAAAAGUCUUACAAUUCAUAUUAAUGAGACUGGCGCUGGGUAUAUUCGGCGCAGACAUGAACCCUCGCAAGUCAUAGACUACAUGGCGUCGAACACAGCUGGCCAACCUAACUUCCGACUCACAAGAUCACUUCGGACUAUCCAGGGACUGGAUUACAUUACACAACUUCGUGGGAUGAACUUUGUCCGUCUGUUUGACUUCGAAAUGCAUUUGGAGUUAGGUGGUCGUCAUGUGAUACGGGAUUGGACCUUUACCCGGGAUGUGCAGGAAGUGACUAGCCAUCCCAAGUCUGUUGAGAAAGCUGAAGCCGCCAAGUUAGAAAACCUAAAGCCUGUUUUGCGGCAAUUUGAAGCACAUGCUGGCCACUUGGAGGCGAUCAAGAGAUAUUACGAAACAAGCAGGGCCUUUGACACAGCACAUUUUUCUCGGCCAGGAACAUUAAGUCAGUAUGAAGAAACUCAGUCACCAAUCGCAGAAGAGAAUGUCGACGACGACAUUCAAAUGAAUGCCGUUCAAGACCUCGAUUUCGAGCGUGGCGCCGCAGCCAAAGAUGAAGACAAAGAGACGGCUAAGCUUCCCCUUAAUAUUCAGAAAGAGGCUGAUGGCUCAAAAACGCAUGAUCAAUUUGAUUCGGAUUUCAGCGCAGAAGGUGGUGAGGCAAAUCCCAGAGUAGAAACUCCUGACGAUCAAUCAAUUACUACGGGGACAGACUUGGGCACGUUGGGACCUGACAAGCUGCCUGAGGAUGAAGUGUCAUUGGCAGGAUCAAUUGCCAGCAAUCCCAUCGACAUCGAGCAGUACACGCCCAAGUUUCAGGAGGGUUGGAAUCAUAUCAAGCGAGAGGAUUCAGUUACGAGUAGCAACGAACUAUUUGUUCGUCAGAAUACUUACGAUACUUGCUUUCAGUCAAAUCAACGAAAUGAGAUGGGCAGACGCGAUAAUCUUUCACCAACGCCACUAUAUGACCUAGAAAGCUUCAUGGGAUUUGAUCAAGAAUCAAGCGCUCUCCACAAAUCGCCAGUACAGAGCCUUCAGCAUGCUCAGAGAGGUCAAUGUGAUUUGCGCGAGGGUAUGGGUAAGCGAAGAUGUCAAGAUGACCAAACGCCUCAGUCACUUGAAUCAAAUGUCGGCUCGGAGCGUAACAGCGACCAAAUGCCUUUGUCUACAGACCAUUCAUACACUGGAUAUUCUCAAACCAGUUCUUCUCGUGCUUUACCUACUGAUUCAACUCGCUUCAUUUCCUCCGAUCCUCUCACAUUUUUCCUUCGUUCCGGGGACAACCCAGAUAAUGAUCCCAACCCUUUUAAGAAACAGAGAAAACAGUAA